AUGUUAAUCGUUGAUAUUGGUCGCUCUCUUCCAGCAGAAACUGUCAAUCAAAUACAUUAUUCAAGUAAAGUUGCACCUGCACCAAUGUCGGUUUCUGGACAACAAGAUAAUUAUGCACCUCCUGCUUAUUCUCUUCCAGUUUCAACAGUUUGUUCUCAAUGUAGUGCAUUACGACAAGAUCUUUCAGCUAAAUUUUGCUCAACUUGUGGACAUUCAUUUGAUAGAUAUUGA
Messenger RNA from Adineta steineri, 231 nucleotides. The record is from the annotation of a GenBank genome assembly. Lineage: Eukaryota; Metazoa; Rotifera; Eurotatoria; Adinetida; Adinetidae.